AUGAGGUCAGUGGGCUUAGGCUUGCAGUCCAGAGGGAGUGUGAAGAUACAGAAGAAAAGGACGAAGGUGUUGGCUAGCUCCAGUUCUUCUCUUCACGGCUCUGCGUCCUCUGCUCCUAGAGGCCAAGACUCUGUGGCUUCGUGUCCUGCAGGUAUUCGCAGAUUUAUGGCUAAAACACCGGAAUCCCCUGGAAGCCGAGAAAUGGGAUUGUUGACAUUCAGAGACAUAGCUAUAGAAUUCUCUCUGGCGGAAUGGCAAUGCCUGGAUCGUGCUCAGCAGAAUUUAUAUAGAGAUGUGAUGUUAGAGAACUACAGAAACCUGGUCUCCCUGGGUAUUGCUGACUCUAAGCCAGACUUGAUCACCUGUCUGGAGCAAAAUAAAGAGUCUUGGAAUAUAAAGAGAAAUGAGAUGGUAGCCAAACAGCCAGGUAGGUGAGAGCGAAUGAAGCAGAUGACAC
Macaca mulatta (Rhesus monkey) is the source of this 457-nucleotide messenger RNA. The record is from RefSeq and is a predicted model, not a curated record. NCBI's taxonomy places the organism in Eukaryota, Metazoa, Chordata, Mammalia, Primates, Cercopithecidae.